ACGAACGAAGGAAGCCAGGUACGAGUUCGUUAAUGAACCGCCAUACCGUUGCCUUCUCGAGUGUGGAUGUGGUUUAAAACCGAGAGCCCCUCCGCCUCUCCUCUCUCCAAGCCCCAGCUGCCAUCCUGCGCCUCCAUUUGCGGUGUGACAGCUCCUGGACCGGCCCGCCGCGCGCGCGUGCCGUACGUUGCCAGGGACGACGCCGGCCGGCCGGCCGAUGGAGUUCACGUCGUCGUCCUACUUCCACGCCUCCGGCAACCCCGACUUCGCGGCGGUGUUCUCCGACGGCGGCGGCAGCGCGCAGGCCCACCGGCCACGGCGCUCCACCGACGACGGCACGAAGGCGGAGGACGGCAGGAGCCCCACCACGGCGAGGCGGCCGCCGUCCGCGUUCUGCGUCCCCGACACGGAGGCGGAGGAGCCCAACAGCUUCCUGGACGAGUGCACCCUCUGCCGCAAGGCGCUCUGCGGCGACAUCUUCAUGUACAGAGGGGACACGCCGUUCUGCAGCGACGACUGCAGGAGGGAGCAGAUCGAGAUGGACCGCAUAAGGCACCGCAGGAAGAAGCAGCACGCCCUGAUACAGCAGCAGCUGCAGCUGCAGCAGCAGCAGCAGGCGGCGGCCGCGGCGAUGGCGCAGAAGGACCAGCGUGCCCAGCGCCGGCAGCUUCAGCCACAGCACUAGACGGAGCUCACGGAAGCUUCACACACACAAACCGGUCCCAACGUACCCAAGGAUGGCGAAUGAAUUGUUGCACGUUCGUAGUAGAGACAAGGAUUCUCCUCGUAAGGAAGGACCAAGUAGCCACCACGACCCUUGUUUGCGUCUGUAUCCGACGCGAAACAACGAAGUGCGCGCGGAGGCUUUUCCGUGUCCUGCAACUAUAUUAGCAAUCCAAGACUUGCUCGGUU
Molecule: messenger RNA, 912 nt
Organism: Zea mays
Lineage: Eukaryota; Viridiplantae; Streptophyta; Magnoliopsida; Poales; Poaceae
Exons: 2
Coding region: 218-685 (155 amino acids)
Source: RefSeq, a predicted model, not a curated record